UCAAUGUAUACACAAUUUAAGUUGCAUAUCUAUAAAUCAAAACAACUUAAUAGAUAUUAAACACAAUUUUUUGUAGAUAUGAUUCGAAUCAAUAUAGAGAUUUAACACAAAAAAAAAUUAACAACAAUAAUGUUAUAUAAUAAUAUGAUUGAAAGCCAAAAAAAUGGUCAAAGUUGAAUUUUUUUUUAAGCAAAAGAGGAAUUCAAAGACAAAUAAAAAUAAAAAUUACCAAUUAAAAUGAUUUCAUUUUUUGUUUGUUUACAGCCCGUUUUUUUAUAAAAAAUUUAUAAGUUUUAAUUUUUUUUUUGUCAAUUUGUUUCACUAUUUUAUUUCACUAUUUUAUCAUAUGAAAUUUACUUAUUCUGUUUUUUGACUAAUAUUUAUAUAAUAUUUAUAGAAAACAUUAUUUUACUAAUUUUUCGAGUACACUUCACUUUUUUUUUAUAAUACUUUUCUAACAGUCUAAAUCUAUAUUUUUAAAAAAUGUUACAUCGUGGACUCGAACUUGCGAUUUCCUAAAUUGCCUGACUACUAAUUUGACAAGCUACAAACAAAAAUAAUUUAAUGUUCCAUUUAUUGUAUUAGCAUAAUUUCUCUGUAUAUAUACAUUAAUUCUUCAGCAAGCUUUAUUGUAAUUAGUUUGUUUUAUAAAAUUAAAAUACUAUGAGGAAGCAGUACCUGAGGAAUUGAUGUAGAUUACAAUUUCUGUGUCUACUGCUUGUCCUUGGUAUUUUAUUUAUCUAUAAAUAUUAAUUACUGGCAAGCCUAUAAUUUAUUUUUCAAUCCUCUCCUCCAAGCAUAUUUUCUUAUUCUUGGAAUUUUAAUUACGGUUGAUUGAAAAAAUGUAAAUUUUACAUAAUAAUAUGACAAUAGAGUCGAUAAACAAAUUUUCAAAUUAAUUUUUAUCUCCAUCAAGUAUAAAAAUAAUAUUAACACAAAAAAAAGGAAGUUUUACACAAAAUUCGUAUAUAAUGUUUUUUGUUCUUGGAAAUGACCAAGUUAAAAUUUUUAAUGUAAAUUUUAAUGUAAAUAUAAUAUAAAAUAUAAUCUUUAUCUGUUUUUUAAAUUGUUCUUGCCACAUUAUUCAAAUGUAAAAAUUCUAUUCUUUUUAUGUAAAUAAUAUACUAAUUACUUUUCUCAGUGUCUCGAUAAUCCUUGAAAAACUGUUUAUUUUGUUUCUUAUUAAAUAUAUAUUUAUUUAGUUAGUUUCCAUGUAGAUAUAAACAAGGAAAAAAAUUUAUUUUACAUCAGCUUUUUUUAUUAUUUAUUCUACGCAUCAUUGUCAGCAAAGGUCAUAACUCACUUGAUCAUUAUGACCAUGAGAUAAAUUUUAUCAAACAUUUGCGCUGUCAUUUAAUUACAAACACUUGCAAGACAACUGCAUAUAUAUGUGUUUCAGUUUUCGCAUUAGACUGAAAUGUUUAGUGCAUUAUAGACUUGCAUGUCUAAAAGAUCUGUAGCUGAAUUUUAAUAUUCGCUUCGAUAGUUUUUUUGUAAUGAUGGAUACUUGGACGUUGCUUUUGAGUUUUUUAGUUUUUAUAAUUGUGUAUAUUUAUUUUCAAUCUGGGAAAGUGAAGUAUUUUGAAAAACAUGAAAUUCCACAUAUUAAACCAUGGCCACUGUUGGGAAAUAUGGGAGCAUCAUUGUUUCGGAGAAUUUCAGUGUUUCAUUACAUCCAAAAUGUGUAUAAUAUAAAUAAAGAUGCUAAAUACGUUGGUUUUUAUGACUUUGGUAGUCCAACUGUACUAAUACGUGAUCCAGAACUAAUUAAAUCAAUUGCUAUAAAAAAUUUUGAUCAUUUUGUUAAUCAUCGUUCUUUUGUUAAUCCCGAAGUAGAGCCACUUUUUGGUAACAAUCUUUUUUCAUUACACGAUGAUAGGUGGCGAGAAAUAAGAAAUCUUCUUACUCCUGCCUUUACAUCAAGUAAAAUGAAAGGAAUGUUUAAAUUAAUGUCAAAUUGUGCUGAAAAUUUUGUUGACUACCUUGUGAAAGAUUCAAAAGAAAAACCACUUGAAAUAUUUUCGAAAGAUGCAUUUUGUCGUUAUACAAAUGAUGUUAUAGCAACUUGUGCAUUUGGAAUAUCAAUAAAUUCAAUGAAAGAUAAAACUAAUGAUUUUUAUGUACUUGGUAGAAAGGCUACAAACUUUGAAGGAUUAAUGUCCGUAAAAUUUUUCUUUGUUCGGAGUUUUCCAAAUUUCUCAAGAUUAUUCAACAUAAGAAUAAUUGAUAGUAGAGCAGAUGGAUUUUUCAAAAAAAUUGUAGAAGAUACAGUACGUACAAGAGAUGAAAAAGGAAUCACAAGACCAGACAUGAUUCAAUUGAUGAUGGAGACAAGAGCCAAUAAGACUGGACCAACUCUUUCGAUAGGAGAUAUGACAUCACAAGCUUUCAUCUUCUUUUUUGGGGGCUUCGAUACGACAUCGAGCCUCAUGUCAUUCGUUGUUCACCAAAUCGCUGCUAAUCCUGAGAUUCAAGCAAAGCUUCAAAACGAAAUUGAUGAAAUGUUAGAAAGAACAAAUGGGGAUGUAACAUAUGAAGCUGUAAAUAGACUUGCAUAUCUUGACGCAGUCAUUAACGAAACACUCAGAUACUAUCCGAUUGCUGGAUUUCUUGACAGAGUUUGUUCGAAAAGUUUUGAAUUACCUCCAACAUUGCCAGGAGCAAAACCACACCGCCUUGAACCUGGUGAUUUUAUAUGGUUUCCAGUUUUUGCAAUUCAAAGAGAUCCAAUAUAUUUUGAUGAACCUGACAAAUUUUAUCCAGAUAGAUUUAUUGAAGACCCAAAAGGCACUUUGAAUUCUCCAGCAUACAUGCCAUUUGGUUUAGGUCCAAGAAUGUGUAUUGGCAAUCGAUUUGCAUUAUUAGAAACUAAAGUACUAUUAGUGCAUCUUGUUGCUAAAUGUCAACUCAAACCAGGUAAAAAAAUGAUUUUGCCACUUGAAAUUAGCAAGAGUAGUUUAGCAAUGGCAGCUAAAGGAGGGUUUUACCUGGAAAUUCAACCAAGAAAAACCCAAGAAAAAAAUUCGUGAUCGUCUGUGGAAGAUCGUUGAAGAUGUCACUUUUGCAGACUACAUCUACGACUAUAUAGUUAUAUAUAUCUACUAGCUGAUUAACCCGGCUUCGCUCGAGAUUAUUUUUACAAUUUUAGAGAUGUUAUCAAAUGAUUUAAAAAAUUAAUGACUUGCUAGCUCCAAAUAAUAAAUCUAAACAACACUUUAUGGUAGCAAAUAAAAGUCAGAAUUUUUUUCGAUGAAUUUUUUUUAAAUUUUUAUGCUAGUUUUUUUUUUUUAGAUAAUGGAUGUCAAAGUUGACAACUUUAACACAUAAGAAUAGGGGAAGAAUACACAUUUAUGCUUGUCGUUAAAAAAAUUUUUACUACUACUAUUUUUUAAUUAUCAGUCUGUUUUUCUUCACAAUACGGAUUACACACUGAAAACACGUUCCUGCUGCCGUAGCAGUAAAGUAGCAAAAUAGACUGCGAAGCGCUGAACUGCUGUAAGAGCAGUACACCCAACUUGGAAUUUCUGUACUGCUCUCAAAGCAGUACAGCACUGCUGCUGUAGCGGUAGACUUUACUGUUGAUGAGUUCAGGCGUAUGAGCGGUACAAAGAAUGCUGUAUGAGUAUGCUGUAAAGACUCAUUCGAUAAAUUAAAUGAUGUAUAUAUGUAUAUUAUUAAUAUUAAUUAUUAAUAAAUAUGAUUAUAUAUUACUAUUAUUAUUGAA
Messenger RNA from Aphidius gifuensis, 3724 nucleotides. Its product is annotated as cytochrome P450 9e2-like. Lineage: Eukaryota; Metazoa; Arthropoda; Insecta; Hymenoptera; Braconidae. Bases 1497 to 3029 code for a protein of 510 amino acids. The transcript has 3 exons. The record is from RefSeq and is a predicted model, not a curated record. Gene Ontology annotation, molecular function: heme binding; iron ion binding; monooxygenase activity.